CAGAGAGAGAGAGAGAGAGAGAGAGAGAGAGAUGAGGAGCCAUCAAGUUCGUCUGAACUGUGGAAUUACAAUGCCAGUUAUUGGACUGGGCACUUAUUCCUUCCAAAAUGAUGAUGAGACCACACAACUUGCUGUCCAUAAUGCCCUUCAGAUGGGCUACAGGCACUUUGACACAGCAAAGGUGUAUGGUUCAGAGCCAGCCAUAGGAAAUGCUUUAGCAAAAGCAAUUAAUGAUCAAACAGUGACAAGAGAGGACAUUUUUGUUACAUCUAAGCUAUGGGGUUGUGAUCACCAUGAUCCUGUUUCAGCUCUCAACCAAACUCUCGAGAAACUGGGGAUGGAGUAUGUAGAUAUGUAUUUGGUGCACUGGCCAGUGAAGCUGAAGCCUUGGGUUAGUUAUCCGGUGCCUAACGAAGAAGAUUUUGACAAGUUAUUAGACAUUGAGUCCACAUGGGCUGGAAUGGAGAGAUGCUUGGAUUUGGGAUUAUGUAGAUGUAUUGGUGUCAGCAAUUUUUCCAGCAACAAGAUCUUAAGCUUAUUGGAUUCUGCUUCUGUUCCUCCAGCUGUUAAUCAGGUGGAAAUGCAUCCACUGUGGAGGCAAGCCAAGCUGCGAGAGGUGUGUGGAGAUUACAAAAUACAUGUGAGUGCUUACUCACCACUUGGUGGCCCUGGAAAUGCCUGGGGCUCAACCGCUGUGGUUGAUCAUCCUGUCAUAAAAUCCAUUGCUCUCAAACACAAAGCAACCCCAGCUCAGGUUGCUUUAAAGUGGGGAUUAUCAAAAGGGUCUAGCAUGAUUGUGAAGAGCUUCAAUCAGAACAGGAUGAAGGAAAAUAUUGAGGCCUUGGAUCUCAAAUUGGAUAAUCAAGAUCUUUUGGACAUUGACAAAUUGGAGGAGAGGAAGAUAUUGAGAGGAGAGGUUUAUGUUAAUCAGACAACAAGUCCAUACAAGACAAUUGAAGACCUUUGGGAUAAUGAAAUUUGAAUAUUUGAUGGACCUAUAAUGUUGUUGUAUUUCAUAUUUCUCAUUGUCAAUUUAUCAAAUAACAAGGAUCCUUCUGUAUCCUUUCCCCUGCUCUAGUCUAUUACUUUCAGAAAUGAAAGAUUAUGCAUAGUCUAUAAAGUAUUCAAUAGUACAUUCA
This is a messenger RNA of Jatropha curcas, 1139 nucleotides long. Its product is annotated as NAD(P)-linked oxidoreductase superfamily protein. Gene Ontology annotation, molecular function: oxidoreductase activity. Lineage: Eukaryota; Viridiplantae; Streptophyta; Magnoliopsida; Malpighiales; Euphorbiaceae. The record is from RefSeq and is a predicted model, not a curated record.